AUGCCUCCCGACUCGAGUAACUCCUCGUCCAUUUCCGUCGCGGUUCGUGUGAGACCGUUUACCAUUCGAGAGGCUGCUCAGAUUUCGAAAUGCGAGGCUGGACCUCUCUUUCUUGGUGAUGGGUCUCUGGCGGGAGCGCCCACACCGAAGCUGCAACAGAAGGGACUCAGAUCGAUCAUCAAGGUCAUCGACGACAGGUGUCUAGUCUUCGAUCCCCCCGAAGAUAACCCCGUUCAGAAGUUCUCGAGGAGCGUCGUCCCAAACGGAAAGCCGCGUGUUAAGGACCAGACCUUUGCCUUUGAUCGAAUCUUCGACCAGAGCGCCUCGCAGGGAGAGGUCUACGAAUCUACUUCCAGAAGUCUUCUUGAUAACGUUCUCGACGGUUACAAUGCCACGGUAUUUGCUUACGGUGCGACCGGAUGUGGAAAAACACACACCAUCACUGGCACCACUCAACAGCCAGGUAUCAUUUUCCUCACAAUGCAAGAGCUGUUCGAGCGUAUCGAUGAGAGGUCUUCCGAGAAAGCGACCGAAGUUUCCCUGUCGUACCUCGAGAUUUACAAUGAGACGAUCCGUGAUCUUCUGGUUCCCGGUGGAAGCAAAGCCGGCUUGAUGUUGCGAGAGGAUUCGAACAAGUCAGUCUCAGUGGCUGGUCUGUCCAGUCAUCAUCCGCAGAGCGUGCAGCAGGUCAUGGAUAUGAUUAUGCAGGGUAACGAGUGCCGUACUAUGUCCCCGACCGAAGCAAACGCAACCUCCUCGCGAUCCCACGCCGUCCUACAGAUAAAUGUUGCUCAAAAGGACCGCAACGCUGAUGUAAAUGAACCGCACACAAUGGCAACCCUGAGUAUCAUCGACUUGGCUGGUAGUGAACGUGCGAGCGCGACCAAGAACAGAGGAGAAAGGCUGUGGGAAGGUGCCAACAUCAACAAGUCGCUACUUGCCCUGGGUAGCUGCAUCAACGCGCUCUGCGACCCACGCAAAACGAACCACGUUCCUUAUCGCAAUUCGAAAUUGACGCGGCUUCUCAAGUUCUCCCUCGGUGGUAACUGCAAAACAGUGAUGAUUGUCUGUGUCAGCCCAUCGAGUCAGCAUUUCGACGAGACCCAGAACACUUUGCGAUACGCGAACCGGGCAAAGAAUAUCCAGACCAAAGUUACGAGAAACGUGUUUAAUGUCAACCGUCAUGUCAAGGAUUUCUUGGUGAAGAUCGAUGAGCAGAUGAACUUAAUUAACGAACUCAAGGCCCAGCAAAAGAAUCACGAACAGGUUGCUUUUACCAAGUUCAAGAAGCAGAACGAGAAGAAAGACAGCGUCCUCCUGGAAGGUGUUGCUCGUAUUCGCAAUGCCUUCGAGCACUCGCUGCCGGAAAGACAGGAACGGACCAACAGUAUGAUCAAGUUGAGACAGAUCAGCCGCCGGAUCGGCUUGCUGUCCUCUUGGAUUGCUGCUUUCGAUAAUGUUUGCGCGAGCUACGAAGGCGAUGAAGAGCCAUUGUCGAACCUCCAAGCUAUCCGCAAAUCGGCCCAAGGAAUUCUCUUGGAGUUGGAAGGGAGCAGACAACACUACCACCAGCGGUUGGCCAAGAAUGCAUGGGAGCGUGGGCUGAACUCCGCUCUCGAAAAUGCUAUCCGUCAGCUCAGAGAAUUCAACAUCUCCGAUAACAGUGACAUUUCUAACCUCAACCGCGAAGCCGAGUUACUCAAGGCUAAUAUGGAGCGGGAGGCUCUGACUGCUUUGGCAGAGCAAGACAAGGUCGGAGAUGCGGCAACGAUGCAACUACUUUUGCAGGCUCAAUUUGAAAUGAUUACUUCUAUUGAGACCAUCAUGCAGCUGAGCGAAGCGGACGCGAUCGAGGAAGGCAUGAAGAUCCUCAUGAAAAUGCUGAAUUCUUGCUCUACAGUUACCUCUAAUAUUGUCAAACCGGAUGGCAGCUUGCCCCCGAUUCCUCCGCCUAGCCCGCUCAAGACUAGCUCUCCUAAGAAGAAGAGGGUAAGCCUUAUCAAUGUACCUAGUGCAAAGACCUUGAGUGCUCCCAUCACUUUCGCCCCGACAGCCACUUCUCCCACCAAAGCGUCUCCUCGUCGUCCCAAAAUGAAAGUGGGUAGAAAGAGUGUCAGCUUCUCUCCAAAGAAAUCUCAGCCAAAGGCACCUAAGCGAAGUGUCCGGUGGAAGGAUGAUGAAGAGGAUGGCUCUCUGGCCGAAUUCCAGAAAACUCCUCAAAAAGCUUCAGCUGCUCCAGCCGCUUUAGCCCCAGAAGACAACACGGAACACGACCUACCAGUGCAGCGGACAUCCCCUAUACCCCGGGGCAUUCCAGUGCCAAAAAGGAGUCCCUCUUUGGGCUCUUUGGGUUCUUCUCCAAUUCCAGCACCCCCUUCGGAGCCCACCCUUAAUGUUACUAAGGGCAGUAGAUUUCAGGCUGGGUUCCUGUCAAAGAAGAACGGCAGUUCUCCAGCCCCUGCGCCCCCUUCGACAAGUUUGCCUUUGUCCGAUAACGAGAAGUCGCCCCUUCGAAACAUCGAGAACAGUAGCUUCUUGAAUCGCCCGUCCGUCGAACGUCCUUCUCGAAUGCCGGUGCGAAGAUCCAGCGGAAGCAUUUCCAGCAGCCCUUUGUCUGAAAGCAAGGGCAGCUGGAAGGCAAACAAGGACGAUGCCAUCAAAAUUAACUCUGCCAUGAGACGCAUUUCUGGCGGCCAAUUUGGUUCAGCAGUUUCUGCGAAUACCCACCGUGCCCACCGCCGACGGAGUCCAACUUCUGCAUCAUACGGAGGAGGUUCGCCUACCGAGAACACCAUGUUCACUGCUUCUGGGGCCAGGCGAAUGACGAAGAACGAGGAGACCGAGACCAAGCCACGGGUCUUGGGUCCUCGAACGAUCCCUGUAAUGAAGAGCACAGCGCAUAGACGUUCUACGUUUGGUGGUGACCUCCGGGCCAGUCUCACGAGUCGGGAUGCCAUCCGGCUUAGCGCUAUGGCAACCCCAAACCUUGAGAAGUUUUCAAACAACUCUGGGGGUGCUUACUGGUAG
Molecule: messenger RNA, 3027 nt
Organism: Aspergillus ruber CBS 135680
Lineage: Eukaryota; Fungi; Ascomycota; Eurotiomycetes; Eurotiales; Aspergillaceae
Product: kinesin family protein
Exons: 2
Coding region: 1-3027 (1008 amino acids)
Biological process (GO): microtubule-based movement
Molecular function (GO): microtubule motor activity; microtubule binding; ATP binding
Source: RefSeq, a predicted model, not a curated record